Molecule: messenger RNA, 5157 nt
Organism: Podarcis raffonei (Aeolian wall lizard)
Lineage: Eukaryota; Metazoa; Chordata; Lepidosauria; Squamata; Lacertidae
Product: FERM and PDZ domain-containing protein 3-like
Exons: 17
Coding region: 931-4341 (1136 amino acids)
Cellular component (GO): cytoskeleton
Molecular function (GO): protein binding
Source: RefSeq, a predicted model, not a curated record
AGAGGGAUGGGGAAAGAGAGAGAGGAUAAAGGGUCCCUGGGGUAAUCUAUUCUGACCCGCUUCCGCCUCUGCCAUUCUACGAUUAUAUUCCUGGUAUAGGGUGAUAUAUAAAUGAUAAUGAUAAUGAUGAACCACCCUGUACCCGAAGAAGGAAGGAAGGAAGAGGGCUCUCUUCUGCAUUGUAGGGGCUCCCUUCUGGCUCCCCCAUUCUAGAUCCCUGCAUUGCAGGGGGGUCUGCCUGGAUGUCAUUUCGGGCUCCCUUCUAACUCCCCCAUUCAAGGAUCCUGCGCUCCGUUUCCCGCCUCGCAAGGGGGUCAGUCUGGAUGACUUUUAGGGCGCCCCUUCCCUCUUCGCUUCCCCCCUCCCUUCCCGUCUGCUGCAGUGACGACGAGCUCCGCGAGUGCGCCGGCGCGGCCGGAGCUGCCCCCCCCUCGUCUUCCCGCCCCGGUUUCGGGGGACCGCAGAGAGUCCCGCGAAUGCGCGGCGAAUGGAACAGUCGGCUGGGAAGGGACCCGAGGAUCAUCCAGUCUGACCCGCUGCUCGUAGCACGUGUGAAAAGGACCUCGGGGUUUAGGGGAACCACUAGUGUCACCUCACUGGAUUCCAGGCUUCUCUCUUGAGAUCCCUGCCGCCGUGAAUGGUCCAGGAAUCUCCAACCAACCACCCGACAUCCGAGGAAGGAGAGGAAGGAACAGGGCAGCAGCCAAUUCCUUUCAUAUUCCAAUCACAGCAGCUGCGGAAUUCUUCCCUCCCUCCCUCUCUUUCUGGCAGGAGAAAAGGAGGAGGCAUGGCUGGAGGGCAUCUAUCCCACCCACAAAAGGUUCAACCUUGCUGGCAUCCCAGACUCUGUGCAUUAGGCUAGAGACUGAGGAAAGGAUUCUUCCCUCCCUGCGUCCUGGAAUCCUGUCUUCUCCUGCCGCUGGAGAUGUGAUGCCAGAGGAAAGCUGGGAUGCUAUGGAAUACGGACUGCUGCCUUCCAAGGCCUUCCAACAGGUCACGAUCCAGCGCCACCCGGACGGAGGGUUCGGGUUUGUGGCCGGUGGUGAGAGGCCUGUGGUAGUGCAUACUGUGGUGGCAGGUGGACCCUCGGAGGACAAACUCUUUCCUGGGGACCAGAUCUGGGCCAUCGGUGACAAAGAUGUGAGUGAUGUCGCCCGUGAGAGAUUCAUCAAAAUUGUGAGAAGUGCCAGGGAGUCCACCAUCUUCACCGUGCUGAAAACCCAUCAGUCGCCCAAGUCUGCCUUCAUCAGCGCCGCAAAGAAGGCCAAGCUGAGGUCCAACCCUGCCAAGGUGCGCUUCUCGGAGCCGGAGCCGCCUCUGCUUUUCCACUCGCAGGAGAUGCUGAAGAAGGAAGCCCUCCUCCUCAUCCCCAACGUCCUGAAGGUUUUCCUCGAAAACGGGCAGGUCAAGUCCUUCACCUUUGACAGCCGCACCACUGUCAAGGAAGUGAUAACGACCCUCCAGGAUCGCCUUUCCCUCAGGCUGAUUGAGCAUUUUUCCCUCGUCUUGGAAUACCGCAGCCCCCAGCGGAGCAACCAGUUUCUCCUCCUCCAGGAGAAGCAGCCUUUGACCCACGUCGUUCAACGGACCCACUACCAAGGCAUGCGAUGCCUUUUUCGGGUCAGCUUCUAUCCCAAAGACCCCGUUGAGCUGCUGCAGCGAGACGCCGCUGCCUUCGAAUACCUCUACAUCCAGAGCCGCAACGACAUCAUCCGGGAGCGGUUUGGCACCCACCCCGAUCCGGAUUUGCUUCUGGUCCUGACAGCUCUACACAUCUACAUCACCGUCUCAGCUGCCCGUCCCUGCCACAAGGUGGCACUCAGAAACAUCGAGAAGGAGUGGGGUCUGGAGCCCUUCUUGCCUCCCUCUCUGUUGCCGGCAACCAAGGACAAGCUCCUGCGCCGGUCGCUCUCACAUCAGCUGAAGUCACACCAGCGGCGCAGCAGCCAGGUCUCCCCCACCCGGGCCAAGCUCAAGUACCUGCGCCUCCUCGACCGGCUACCCAACUUCUCCGGCGUCAUCUUCCAGACCGUCGGGAUGGACGGCCAAGACGCGGCGCCCACCAUUCUGGUGGGCCCCCGCCACGGCGUGAGCCACGUCAUUGACCUCCACACCAACUUGACCACCGUCCUGUGCGAAUUCAGCCAGAUCAGCAGAGUCCAACUCUUCCGGGAGAACCUGGGCGUGGCAAGGGUGGAGACUGGCAUCGUGGACGCCAAGCCACUGGUGCUUCUGAUGGAGUGGCCGGAAGCCACCAAUUUUGCUGGCCUCAUUUCCGGAUACUGCCACCUACUGGCCAACUCCAGGAAGACGCUCUUCCUGGUCGCACCGCCUCCCAUGACCAAGGCAGGCAGAGAGAAGGAGUCUGGGAACCGUAGUGCUGGCAGCAACCGCACCGCUGCGCCGGCAGAACUGCCGCGCCGCCACCACCCCGACCUCAACCAGAACCGUAUCUUUGGCUAUGAGGAAACCCAGCCCAGGACCAAAUCGGACCCUGUGCUGAAACUCCCGGGCGCCAAGGGUGAGGACUGCGGUGCCCAGCGCACCCGAACCCGCUCAGUGGACGGUCCUGGAGGGAGCCUCGGCUGUGCUGGCCUGGACCUGACGGUGCUGCCACUGCCGGGUAGCGAGGGCGACGAGGACGACCCCGGCGCUGCCCCAGCCAUCGCGGCACCGCCACCUGGCUUCGGCGACAACAGCUCUGACGAGGACGACGCCCGGUGCUGGUGGGCGGCACCAAGUGAGGAUGGUGGGCGCCAGCUCCCGGUGACCUUCGUCCAGGCAGCCUCACCAGGGUCCCGAACGGUCCGGGAACGAGCCCAGGAUCUCGACGAGGCGCUGGUGUCCACCCUGCAGGCCCUGGAAGCCCUGGCAGAGGCGGAGAACAGGUUGCUGGCGCCGGCGACAGAUCUCAUCGUCCUGGCCACCCUUGACCCCGACUGCAGCCAUGAUGCCGCCGCUUCCCCGAACACCACCUACUUCCUGGCGCAGGGGGUCAACCGGGACGGCUUCCUGGCCCAGAAGGAGCUAGCUUUCUGCUUGCGAGGCUGCGGGGCGCCCACUUCACCAGCGAAGACCGGGAGGUCCUCGCCAGUGCAGUUCGCCGAGGCCGAACCAAGUCCCAGCGCCCAGGCUUGCCCCUCAAACCCCAAACCCGAGCAUCCCCAGAAGGAGACAGAGAGCUGCCAGCCGGCGGCAGAGAGGAUUCGGAGAUAUGCUAUGGUUCCCCCGCCCUGGGAAGCGCCUGAUCUCGAACUCGAGGUGCUGCAAGGAGAGGACCCAGAUGUCCCGGCGCACCCGCAGGUACCCCGGCCGGCGUUCCGCUUCCGUAAGUUCUUCUCCGCGACGUUCCUGGCGCGGCUCAAACAGGAGACGGACGAGCGCCGGGCGCAGCUCCGCAAAGUAAAGCAGUUCGAGCUGGAGUUUCUGGAGCAGCUCCUGAAGGGUCCGGCGCUGGAGGGCUUUGUCUGCCCAGCAGGUGCUGGCCCUGUGCCGACAGCACCCAGUGUGUCGCAGUGCAACUGUCGAGGGAGGGAGAGUUGCCCACAGCAGGUGGCGCAAGUCCAGAGUAGCCCGGAGCCGAGAGACACGGAAAAGAGCGCCUCCUGUCUGGGCACCGAGUGUGUGGCGGUGGCAGCGGCCUGCUACGAGAAGCUGUGGCGCCACACCGGUGGGGAAGGGGCCAUUCCAGAAGAGGGCAAUCCGGCGCUGGAUAAGCACCUGACGCCGUGUUUCCCGGAGGAAGUGUGCCCACGGCAACUGGCGCCGGGUGGAGAGGGCUGCUGCUUGGUUCCCUCCUGCUUCUCGGCGCAGGCAGUCAACGAGGCUGACGAGCUGUGCUACUCAGUGCUGCCAAUCCCAGGCGCCGUGUCCCAGACACAGGAGAUCAACUUGCGGGUGGCGUCAAGCCUUGAGCGCAUCAAGGAGCUGCGCGACCGGGAGUAUGCCUUCCCCGGUGGGUUCUCGGCGGUGAGGCUCGACGCCGAGCAGCUGCUGAGCGCCCUGCAGCAGUGUGCGGCGGCGGUGGCAGGGGGAAACGGGGUGCUGGCGCCGGAUGAGGGGCGGCAGGAGCUGGCGCUGGCCUUCAGAGAGCUGAGGGCUGCCUGCCAGCAGGUGGCGAGCACUGAGAAGAGCCCGGCGCAGCUGCUGCCAGCUGUCGCCAGGAGCUUCCGGGUGCUGGUGCGGUUGGUGGAGACGGUGGCGGGGGCGGCAGGCAAAGAGGUGUGGCGGCGGGUGCUGCUGGCCCAGGUGGAGGAGGUGGCGAGGAACUACGUAGCCCUGGUGAGGGCGGCGGAGGAGUCGGCAGCCAGGCAGGUGGGCGAGGAGCCGGGCGCCCAUUGACGGGACCGGCGGCCCACCGAGAGGAUGUUGAGGGAAAUGUGACGAGGAGGCCGUUCUCGCUGAGCUGCCCAGGGCUCCGUCUGCUGACCCCAGCGGUCAUCUAGUCCAACCCCCCCCCCCCCCGGCUCUGAAAGCCAGGAGGCGGUCGGGUGACCUCACCCGUCACAAGGAUUGGCAAAGGAAGGAAAGAAGGAAGGAAGGACAGAGAAAGGGAGGGAGGACGAAGGGACGAAGGAACAAAGGAAAGAAAGAAGGAAGGAAGAAGAGAGAAAGGGAGGGAGGAAUGAAGGAAAGAAGUAAGGAAGAAAAGAGGAAGGGAGUAAGGGAAGAAGGAAGGAAGGAAGGAAAUGGGGAAGGAAGAACAGAGAAAAGGAAGGAGGGACAAAGGAAGGAAGGAAGGAAGGAGGGAAGGAAGGAAGGAAACAGGGAAGGAAGAACAGAAAAAUGGAGGGAGGGACAAAGGAAGGAAGGUAGGUAGGUAGGUAGGUAGACAGGAAGGACAAAGGGAUGGCGGGACGAAGGAAACAGGGAAGAAUGGAAAAAUGGAGGGAGGGACGAAGGAAAGGAGGAAGCCGGGAGACAAUCAGAUGACUCCACCCAUUGCAAUGAUUGGCACUGAGGUGGCCUUGCCCGGGGUUGGACUGGAUGACCAUUGGGGUUCCCCCUGGACACAGAGAACCUCCCUUAUUUUACAUGCCUGUAUAUAUCAUUCAUAAUAAAGACUAUAUAUGUAUAGAUAUAUGGAAAUUACAUUGUCUAUGUAGAAAGAUGUGAAACUUAUAUGCAAAUUUAUGCCAAUACACAAAUCUUCAUAUC